Molecule: messenger RNA, 1231 nt
Organism: Thlaspi arvense
Lineage: Eukaryota; Viridiplantae; Streptophyta; Magnoliopsida; Brassicales; Brassicaceae
Source: the annotation of a GenBank genome assembly
CGUACUCAUAUUUUAUACAGCAAUUGAAUUUAAAUAUCGAAUAAACAAAUCGUAUAUUAAUUUAAAAAAAAAACUUAUUAUCAGUUUAUCACUCUCACAACCAAAAUUUUUUCUCCUCUUUUCUCUCUCUCUCUCUCUUUCUCAAAAUUAGUAUCUUUUUCGCUUUGCUUCUGCUUUUCUCGGUGUUUUCGUCAGUGUGAAAUCUGAGAGGCAUCAACUGUUUGGAGAUGGUGGCGGCAGAUGAUUGGACGAAGACAGCGAUGAGAGACGGAGAAGUGGUGGCGGAGCUAUUGGUUAGGCUUAAGGAAGCUAAAGUGACGCCUGUUCUGUUGGCGAAUCCGACUGUAGCGGCGCUCCGGUGGGGAAUCCAGCAGCCUCGGUCUCGGUCUCCGAGAAAAGAAGCUGAAUCGGCUAAAAACUCGAGAUGUAGUCCAAGUACACCGCUCUCUUGGAGCGGCGGUUGCGGUGGCUCUUCUUCUUCUCCGUCUGCUUACAUCGACGGCUACGAGGCCACUAGUCGCCGAAUCAGUGGCGUCGGAUCUAGAUCCAAGGUUACAAAGGUUCUUGUAACCGCAGACUUGGAAUUUGAUGUCAAUACAUUGCAGAGCAGAAAGGACAUUGCAUCGCGAUGCAUUGAGAGCAAGAACUUGAAGAGAAGGAAGUUGAGCACACAGAUUUCUACUUGUCUCUCAGGUGGUAAUUUGGGUGAGGAUGAGAAUUGCAGUGCGAAUGGUAACUUCUUGCUACCAGAUUUGAAUAUAAUGCCAUGUGAAGAAACCGGUGAACACUAUUCGUCUUUGGGUGUGGGAACAACACUAUAUGGUAUUAAGGAUUUUGUAAGGUGAAGGAAGGAGCUCACUUUAAACCAUGAGAAGUUUGAGAAUCUGGUUCGAUCAGAAUGAUCUGAUCUGAUCUGAUCAUCUUUGUUGGCUCAGCUUUUGAAAAGGGUCGGCCACGCAGGAGCUCGGAGGAAACGACAAAAGAUCAAGGAAGUUUCUUCCUCUGUGGAGUGGUUCUAAUAAAAGAUCAUAAGCAAUGUGUAAGAUAAAGAAAACAAAGAGAUGAACAGAAUUUUAAUUGUUUCUUUGUAGCAUGAAGGGGAGAAAAAAAAAACUCACUUUGUAUUGUUUGUCUAUAUCAGCAUAGCAAAGGGGAGAAAGUCCUAUUUUGAUUUAGCCUUAAAUCUGUAAAAAUAAGACUCAAACCCAAAUAUAAGCCUAAGACCGACUCA